This is a messenger RNA of Ctenocephalides felis (cat flea), 1864 nucleotides long. RefSeq names its product zinc finger MYND domain-containing protein 11-like. NCBI's taxonomy places the organism in Eukaryota, Metazoa, Arthropoda, Insecta, Siphonaptera, Pulicidae. The coding region runs from base 1 to 1581 and encodes 526 amino acids. Gene Ontology annotation, biological process: regulation of transcription elongation by RNA polymerase II. The record is from RefSeq and is a predicted model, not a curated record. The transcript is spliced from 8 exons. Gene Ontology annotation, molecular function: transcription corepressor activity; protein binding.
AUGAUUCCUUCUGGUAAAACACAAAUCACUUCAAGCGACGAGGCCUGGUGUUCCCUUUACCUGAUUCGUGGAUUUCCAAUGUCUCUAAGAAAAAUGCAGGACAAAAUUAGACGUGGAGCUUAUGAAAGCCUCACCGGAUUCUCUUCAGACGUUUCUGAUAUUGUUCAUCAUGUCGGUAUACUGUUUGGAGUGUCCUCUGAGCAGAUGGAAGCUGCUAAAUAUAUGUUAAAUGAUAGCACGUUCGAUUUGAGUGAAAUUAGACAGUGCAGAGAUUGCUACCGGCAUUCAAAUGAACAGGAUGAUCCUCUCUGGUUUGCAAAACCUUGUUUACCUAGACACGAAUUGGUUUUUGCCAAGCAGAAGGGAUACACUUAUUGGCCUGCUAAGGUUAUUAAAAUUAAUGCUGAUGGAAAUUACGAUGUAAGAUUUUUUGGUGGCAAACACUUUCGGGGUAUUAUUGAUCCGCAAUGUGUGAAACCAAUCGAUACUCCUUAUCAGGACAUGCAGUUAAUGAAACGCACCGUCACCCUCAACAAAGCUCUCGAAGAACUCCAAAAGCACCAAGAGCUUCUCAAACGUCCAAACAGCAUGUUCACUUACAAAGCUGAACAAUCGAAGCGAUCGCAAAGGAGUACUACACCAGAAGAAGCAGACACCGACGAUGAAACCAAACCAGUCGCCCCAGCCAAAAAGAAAAAAGCCGGCCGCAAACCCAAAUCGAACGCCGGCGACAAGUCCGCCAACAAAAUGGUACCGACCGUCAAACUAACCCGCACCUUGCAAGUGAGUAACGGUGGCGGUAAUUAUGAUACUAAACCUAAACCGAGGAUGACCAGGAACUCUCUGGUCACUGCACCCGAUAUGAAUGUUUACGAUAUCAGUACGGUGGACGAAGAGGAGAAGACUCUGGAUGUUAGGCUGAAGACUCCUAAGAAGACUCCCAAGAAGUCUUUGUGGCCCGAAAAUGAUGAGAGCGCCGAUGUGGAUGUUGUCAGUCUUUGUAACAGUUCGGACGAGGAAGGAAAUUUGAUUACGAUGAAGACUAUUGACUAUAUAGGAGAAACGGAUUAUUCCUCCAAACCGACCAGAGCCAAGGCCCACAGCAGCAUCGGAAGCAGCCAAGAAGCCUUGAUAAGUUCCACCCAAGAAAUUCCUUCAACGUCGCAGAACAAUUCCAACUCUACGUCCAAUUCAUCGAAUGCAAAUCGUUCUGGUGCAGUUUCCAAACAGGGUGAAGCCCCACGACUGGCCAGGGCCACUCAGGGCGGCGGAGUGUCUCGCAGAGAGAAUUUUGAAAGGAUAAAGUUGAAGGUGGAGCAGGCUUCGAGUAUGAAGGAAGCCGCCAGGAUCGCUCAUGAGGCUCUUAUGGCCGAAAAUGAAAGAUGGGAAGCAGAACUACAAGCUAUGGUUGACGAACAUGUUAAAUCGAUUUUGUUCGAGGUGAAGAAAAGGCAAUGGUGUUACUAUUGUGGAGACGAGGCAAUAUACUAUUGCUGCUGGAACACUGCCUAUUGUUCAACGACUUGCCAGCAACAGCAUUGGCAAGCCGAACACAAAAGAGUCUGUCGCAGAAAAAGAUAAACAACAACAUGUUGCCAGUCAUCAAAGAAGACGAUGAACAACAACAACAGGUUAUUAUAAUAAUAAGAAUUGUACACAUAAAUAUAUAUAUCAUAAGGUUUUAAUUUGCAUAUUAUAGUAUAAGUAUUAUUAUCGAAAAAGGAUUGUGAAUAAAACAAAUCGAGAAAUUUAAUGGACGGAGUUUUAUAAGUUAUUGAGUAGGUCGUAUUAUUAAAGUUUUAUAUUUGUAAUAUUAUGAUACAUUAAAUGUAGGUAGAUUAGGAAUGGAUUGUUGGACGAGUGA